Molecule: messenger RNA, 3248 nt
Organism: Mercurialis annua (annual mercury)
Lineage: Eukaryota; Viridiplantae; Streptophyta; Magnoliopsida; Malpighiales; Euphorbiaceae
Product: DNA mismatch repair protein MSH5
Exons: 35
Coding region: 206-2629 (807 amino acids)
Biological process (GO): mismatch repair; chiasma assembly
Cellular component (GO): nucleus
Molecular function (GO): ATP binding; mismatched DNA binding; ATP-dependent DNA damage sensor activity
Source: RefSeq, a predicted model, not a curated record
CGCAUCAGUGCAAGGCUGACAGGCAUAAUUUGUAUCGCCACGUAAUCCAGAGGGACCGACCUUAUGACUAUAUAAACAACGCGUUUGCUUCCUUGGCGCGCGCUAAUUCAUCACUCUCUACUGCUAGUGCUACUAGUGCAGCUCUGGCCAGUCUAAUUUCUCUUACAAUCAUUAACACAAACACCUAUAGCUCAAAAACAAGACAAUGGAGGAAAUGGACGAAACUGAAGCUGUAUCUCAGGUUUACAUGGCCUGCAUCUUACAUGGUCAUCGUGUUGGAAUUUCUUAUUAUGAUUCUAGUAUUCGCCAACUUAAUGUGCUUGAGGUUUGGGAAGAUGGCAGCCUCGACUUCCCCCUGAUUGAUCUAGUAAAAUCUCAGGCUAAGCCCCUGAUCAUUUACACGAGCAGUAAAAGUGAAGAAUCAUUUAUCUCUGCUUUACAGCGAAGUGAUGGAUUUACUGAGGCUCCUACAGUGAAACUGGUGAAAAGUGCAAUUUUCAGCUAUGAGCAAGCAUGGCACAGAUUGAUAUAUCUUCGAGUAACAGGAAUGGAUGAUGGGCUUAACAUCAAGGAGAGGCUGUCUUAUCUAAGUUCUAUGAUGGACAUGGGAAGUGAAAUUCAAGUUCGAGCAAGUGGCGGUCUUCUGGCCAUAUUAGAGAAUGAAAUGAUUGUAGACACCCUUGAGCAAAAAGAAUGUGGGAGUGCAUCGAUUACAAUUGAUUCUAUCACAGAAAUUUCACUAAAUAAAUUUCUUAAGCUGGACGCAGCAGCUCACGAGGCAUUGCAGAUUUUCCAAAUAGACAAACAUCCAAGCCAUAUGGGCAUUGGCAGAUCAAAAGAAGGGUUCUCUGUCUUUGGAAUGAUGAAUAAGUGUGUGACACCAGUGGGCCAACGUCUUUUGAGGAAUUGGUUCCUGAGGCCUAUACUGGACCUUGAAAGUUUGAACGGACGUCUCAAUGCGAUAUCAUUCUUUUUAUGUUCUGAAGAGCUGAUGGCUUCCCUUCGUGAAACACUAAAGUCCAUUAAGGAUAUUCCCCGUCUGCUCAAGAAAUUCAAUUCACCAAGCUCAGUCUGCACUACUGGUGAUUGGGCAGCCUUUUUGAAGAGCAUUUGUUCACUGUUACAUGUGGAUAAGAUCUUUGAAUCAGGCUUAUCCGAAAGUCUGAGAGAGCAGGCAAAAAGUUAUAAUGUCAAUAUUUUCGAGCAGGCUUCUUCAUGUAUAUCAACAGAGCUGGCUUAUGUCUAUGAAUUGGUGAUUGGUGUUAUUGAUGUUAAUAGAACUAAAGAGAAAGGUUACGGAACAAUAGUGAAAGAGGGUUUCUGUGAUGAGUUGGAUGAACUGCGGCACAUCUAUGAGGAACUGCCACAAUUUCUGCAAGAGGUCUCCUCAUUGGAGCUCGCACAACUUCCCCAUUUGAGGAACGAGAAGUUUGCUCCUUGUGUUGUGUAUAUACAUCAAAUAGGAUAUUUGCUGUGUAUUUUUGAAGAAAAACUUGAUGAAUCCUGGCUAGAUAAGCUUCAAAAUUUUGAAUUUGUGUUUUCUGAUGCUGAUGGGGAGACCAAAAGAUUCUUUUAUCGUACCCCAAAAACACGGGAAUUGGAUAAUCUUCUUGGUGACAUUUAUCAUAAGAUUUUGGAUAUGGAGAGAGCAAUUACUAGAGAUCUGGUGUCACAUAUUCUUCUAUUUUCUGCAUUUCUUUUUAAAGCUGUGAAUUUUGUUGCCGAACUUGAUUGUCUAUUGUCAUUGGCGCUAGUUGCUCGUCAGAACAAUUAUGUGCGGCCCAUUUUGACCGAAGAAACAUUGCUUGAUAUUCAGAAUGGAAGGCAUGUGUUGCAGGAAAUGACUGUAGACUCAUUUAUUCCUAAUGAUACAAAGAUUCUUGAUGAUGGGAGAGUCAACAUCAUCACUGGUCCUAAUUAUUCAGGGAAGAGUAUAUAUAUAAAGCAGGUAGCUUUGAUUGUUUUCCUUUCACACGUGGGAAGUUUUGUACCAGCAGAUGCUGCUACUGUGGGGUUGACUGAUAGGAUAUUUUGUGCAAUGGGAAGCAAACUUAUGACUGCAGAGCAAUCAACAUUCAUGAUAGAUCUGCAUCAAGUAGGAAUAAUGCUAAGGCAGGCAACUUCACGGUCUCUGUGUCUAUUAGAUGAAUUUGGUAAAGGUACACUUACAGAAGAUGGUGUUGGUCUGCUUGGUGGAACCAUAAAUCAUUUCAUUGCAUGUGAUGACCCUCCAAAGGUUCUGGUGUGCACUCACUUGAGCGAGUUAUUUAGUGAGAGAUGCUUGCCAAAGUCUGAGAGGGUAAAGUUUUAUACAAUGAGCGUGCUGAGGCCUGAGAACCAUUCUACAGAUGUUACGGACAUUGUAUUUCUUUACAGGUUAGUUCCUGGGCACACUCUUCUUAGCUAUGGACUACAUUGUGCUCUACUUGCUGGCGUUCCUGAGGAAGUUAUUAAGAGAGCAGCAGCUGUGUUAAGUAGUACGGGGAAUAACAAUCGGGUUGAACGAUUAUGCAACGAGAACAUAUCAGUUCAAGAUCAACAAUGCAAGGAUGCAGUGGACAAGAUGCUGUCCUUUGAUGUUCUUAAUGGUGACCUCAACCUUCUCUUCAAAGAUAUAUUUCCUUCUUGAUCUGCAGAGUGUCAGAGACCAGUUUUUGCCUGCCCAUUUUUCUUAAAUGCGAUGCCCAUCUGUUCUUGAAACUUGUAAGGCGUAACUACUAUGAUAUGAUAGACGCAGUUCUGCUUACUUUGAUACCCCGAAAGACAAAUAUUUUCGAGUAAGUAAAAAGACGCCAACACGAACAUAUAUGACAAUCAUGUUGGUUAAGCUGCAAUUAGCUGCCUCAUAUUCAAGGGAUAUAUAUACUGCGAUUGAUUGUCGAAGAUGGUGUUCACGAGAACACGAUCAGUUGCCUCUGUUGGAUGAACCAUAUCCCAGAAGACAUGAUUGCUUCUGUCAGAGCAAUAGGUUGAAACUGGAAUGCAGGGAAUUUCAGCAUUCAGCUUUCCAAGCCCACAACAAGCUGCUUUAACCUCGGUAAAUCCUGAAAUGGAAAGACUUGCUACAUUAGGAUUAAUUGAUUACUGAGUGCUACUUUUGCUUACAUGAGUGUUCAGCUAUGUUGCAUGGAAAUUUUUCGAGUCUUGCGUUUCGACGUUUCAUUUUUAUUUCCAAAAAUACUUCUGAAACUCUAAAGUUUUAUAUUUAUAACUUUUUUUAAAAUGUAGUUUUACCGAUUUCCGAUUCA